CAUGGUUAAAGGUUAACUUUUGAGGCCUUUGCUCUUCUUUGCGCUUGCUGGUGUCACAAACUCACAAACGAAAACAUAAUAUUAAUAAAUAAGUCACAGACGGGUUGCGCAGCGGCAUAAAAUCAUAAGUUGUAGUUGUAGCAUUCCGUUUUCAUUUUUGCCCUUUAGCCAUGGAGCACUACAUAGAAAAAGUAAAAUCAUAUCUUCCAAAGGACGAGAAGGAAAUAGAAUGGUGGAUCAAGUUCCGCAAUCCAAAAGUCAUCUUGAAAAAUCAUGAAUCUUUCCUCUACUGUGAGAUUGUCUUCUAUGUGAUUGGUUUCCUCACGUUUUGCCAUGCCAUGCGUAGUGGUGGCAGGUUUCGGUGGAUGUGGUUUGCCACUAUUGCCCAUGGCCUUACAGUGGAGUGUGUCAGCUACUAUGUCCCUGACAUUGACAGUUUUUGGCAUGCACAGUCCAUGGUGAUGUUACUUGGUCAAAGACUACCACUACAUAUUCUUCUUGUCUAUCCUGCUUUCAUAUACACAGCCUGUGUUGCAGUUUCUCAUCUGAACCUCCGUUGGUGGGCCGAACCUUUUGCUGUGGGCUUGACAGUGGUUCUGGUGGAUGUGCCUUUUGAUAUCAUGGGCAUCAAACUGCUGUGGUGGACCUGGCAUGACGAUGAUCCCAACAUCUACGACCGCCACUACUGGGUGCCCUGGACCUCUUACUACUUCCAUGCUGCAUUUGCUUCCUCCUUUACCUUUCUCUUCUUUGGACAACGCAGUCUUCUGUGUCGGUCUGGUCUCAAGUACCAGAGUUCAGGCUUUUUCUGUGAGCUCCCAAUGCUGAUUGUGACUGGCCUGUUUUCCAUGGUUCUGGGUACUGUCCAGUUCAUCCCGAUCUAUCACCCUCUCCACGACUCCUUGGGCAUCCAUUCAGAGGUCUGCGUCCUCAUGCUGCUGGUGACUUAUGCCCUCAUUGUGUGGAGUGCUGAUCGAUACCCAUUUGAAUCAGCAAGGAUCUCUGGCACAAAACUACUCAGCCUCAUCCCUCUUGCCGUCCUGAUUCACUAUGCCUUUUACAUCUACCUGGUAUUUACGGCCAAGCCAAAUACCAUUCGAUCCAUUGGUUACCACCAGCCAGUAGGGCCAUGUGAUGAACCUGUCAAAGUGUUAACGCCUUUUGGACAUGUGCUACAAAAGAACAAAUAUCUGUGCCUCGAGCGUUUCUAUGAGGACUACUUUGACCUGAAAUGUGUCAAGAAGAGGCCCGCCGACAAAACAGAGUGGUACACAGUGUGUGGCACGGGAUACGAGAACCAUGCGGAGUAUGUGGUGGUCGUCUGUGCAUUCUGUGCCCUGGGCCUGUACUGGUUCUGGCAGUUGCUCUAUCGCUCCGGCUCCCAGCCCAGGACAAAGUCUGCGCGGGCCAAACAGCACAGAGAUUAGAUACUGGGGGCCUUUGUGGAUCACUCUAUUGCAGUGUUAUGAGCAUCUGAUUUUUUGUCUCAUUUUAUUAAGGGUCUUGAAGUUGGGGUAGGGGG
This is a messenger RNA of Aplysia californica (California sea hare), 1522 nucleotides long. RefSeq lists its product as uncharacterized. The transcript is spliced from 8 exons. The record is from RefSeq and is a predicted model, not a curated record. NCBI's taxonomy places the organism in Eukaryota, Metazoa, Mollusca, Gastropoda, Aplysiida, Aplysiidae. Bases 171 to 1427 code for a protein of 418 amino acids.